Aureobasidium melanogenum CBS 110374 is the source of this 2640-nucleotide messenger RNA. RefSeq lists its product as uncharacterized. The record is from RefSeq and is a predicted model, not a curated record. NCBI's taxonomy places the organism in Eukaryota, Fungi, Ascomycota, Dothideomycetes, Dothideales, Saccotheciaceae. Gene Ontology annotation, molecular function: dolichol kinase activity. Gene Ontology annotation, biological process: dolichyl monophosphate biosynthetic process. The coding region runs from base 1 to 2640 and encodes 879 amino acids. Gene Ontology annotation, cellular component: endoplasmic reticulum membrane. The transcript is spliced from 2 exons.
AUGCCCACCGCCGGCGAUGAACGAGAACGCUCACCACACCCGUAUGCCCGUCGUGGCCGCCGAGCUGCUAAGUCUGAAGAGAGCAGCAACUACCAAACUCCAACGAACUUGUCGAGCGAGAGUGGCACAGAGGCCGACGACGAACGACCGUCACAAUACCUGAAAGCUCUGCCACCAGCCUCCCUACGGCCUGCCAAAGGACUGCGGCAAGAAGAUGGUUCACCGGCCCCAUUGCUCACUCCUUCGCAACUCGACAGCCAAGGCCGCCGCUUAUCUGAGGGUUACUUUGAUCACAAGCCGUCUCCAACACCGACAGAGCGUGCUGAAGAAGAUGAGUUGUUGCUCGCUAGGCGGCUCUUCGAGAAGAGGAGGAGAGCUGAGCGCAUCCGUCGCAUCUCAGAGGGUGCUUUGCUUGCGUGCAUCGGCCUGAUUAUCAUACUUGCUCCUUCUGUGAGACGUGCUCUCUGGAACUGGCAUCGAGAGCUCGCCUCUCAGUUGGCCAUUGUAGCCCUCCUAAUCGCUGUGUACCCCCUGAGAGUGGUAAUCUUCUCCCCCUCAGACGACACGACUCGUCCCCGAUGGCGCCGCUUCCGAGUACCUCCAUCUUUCGACCCUGCUUCCAUCCUGUAUCCGACAUUCGUCCCUGUCUUGAUCGCCCUCUCUUUGCUGCCUCAAUACCCCGCCCUACUCUUACCCAACCUAAUACUGGGCCUGGCUUCUCUACCGCCACGUCUCUUUCCUCCUCUGUCUCGACUCAAGGAUAUAAACACGCUUCAUUGGCUUGUCGCCAUCACUCCACUCAUCUUCUCCGAAAACACCGAGCUACCUUCGUCCGCCUACCCUCCUGCACCAUACAAGCUCAAGGCCAGCCAGCCUCCUUUUCUUCAGCCUGAGCUCCUCACUCUGUUAUAUCCUCUCCAUCAGGCCCUCUUACCUCCGCUACACUAUUUGACCACGUCCAGUCUUUUGGCUGCCGAGAAGCAUCUUUUGUCAGCUGGACUGAUCAAUCUUCUGCUUUUCGCCACUUCGCCUCAGACUGCUAUCUUACGGGCUCUUCUAUGGGUUGGAGGCGUGUGGGUUCUUGUCUUGUGCACUCAUGUCGCGCGCUGGAACGUAGCCCUUGCACGUGUUCCUCGCUGGAGGUUCCGACGAACUGCUUCUAAAUCUGCUCAGACAAAGCGUGAUCCUCUUGCUGCACUUACGAAAUGGGUCUAUCCUUUCACGCGCUAUCAGAAUGAGGACAGUGAUGCCGAUGAGGAUGUCCCUGUGCAGAAAAUCCAAUCCCAGACCCGCAAGACGCCCAAGCUGGUUACUAACAUCAUUCCAACUGACCAUGAUUUCCACGAACCUAGAUCAGCGGCUGAAGCAAAUCCGCCACCUCACCGAGAUUCGGUUGUGGAUGCGAACGACUUCUCUAGGAAAAGAAGACAUACUAUCGCAAGUAUGGAUGUUCCCACUUCAAUGCUUGGCAACACUCCGAGCGCAGCUGCCCAUCGUAGACAACGUCGAUUGCGUGACUGGCAUCUGAACCUGACUCCCGAAGGCGCGUUUAUGUACAAAUGGGCGUACGCUAUCUACAUCUUGACGACAAUCGCUUUCAUCAUUCUGGUCCCGGUACGCAGAACAAUCUCGGAAGCUGCUUUGAACUCUGCAGAACCCAUUGUCUGGGCGUUCGAGUAUCUUUUCUCAGACAUACCUACGCUUUACAAUGCCUUCUCUUCCAGAGUGGAUCGAAUUGCUUACAAAGAUGAAAUUUUACGGAAUUUUUCGUUAUAUGGCUCUUCGGUCCCUGGUGUGAGAGCUGCUGUUGGUGCAGCCAAUACACGACUUCUCAUCGUUGCAUACUGGGCGGCUGUCCUCUGUGUCGGUCUGGUUGCGGUUCUGCGUCUCACUCCUUUCAUCGAGGUCGACACGAGACGAAAAGUCUUCCACGCAGUCAUGGUUACCAUGCUCCUACCAUCCAUCUUCGUGGAUCCUUGUUUCUGUUCGCUAGCACUUGGCAUCGUCCUUGCCAUUUUCCUGAUUCUUGAGAUCAUCCGAGCUGGUCAGGUCCCUCCACUAGGCAUCGCCAUCGGACAAUUCGUGGCGCCAUACGUCGAUGGUCGAGACUUACGAGGUCCCAUGGUUGUCAGCCAUGUCUUCCUUCUUAUCGGCUGUGCUAUCCCACUAUGGCUCUCCCUCGCCGGCAUCGGCAGAACCAAAACUGGCCGCUGGCCUGGCUGGGAAACAGAAAACGAAAGCCGCGAAGUUGCAAUGGUGGCAGGAGUCAUUUGUGUAGGCAUGGGCGAUGCAGCCGCCAGUCUGAUCGGCAGACGGUUCGGUCGCUGCAAGUGGCCUUGGAUAGGCGGCAAGAGUCUUGAAGGCAGUGGUGCUUUUGCCGUUGCCGUGACUAUUGGUUUGCUACUCGCCAAAGCGUGGGUCAGGUUUGGUGGGUGGUCUGAAGUUCACGAUACCGCCUCUGAGACCAUCAUCUCGGAGUUGAUGAUGCCUAUAGAUCUUGGCGGCUGGGGUUUAGAGGUUGGGAAAAUGUUUAUUUGUGGUUGUGGAGCUUCGUUUAUGGAAGCGGUGCUUACGGGGGCGAAUGACAAUGUUGUUGUUCCUGUUGCAUUGUGGCUUUUGGUUAAAAGUAUGGGUAUUUAG